Molecule: messenger RNA, 753 nt
Organism: Penicillium coprophilum
Lineage: Eukaryota; Fungi; Ascomycota; Eurotiomycetes; Eurotiales; Aspergillaceae
Product: alpha/beta hydrolase
Exons: 1
Coding region: 1-753 (250 amino acids)
Source: RefSeq, a predicted model, not a curated record
AUGACCGAGUCCACCACUAUUCUCUUCGUUCCAGGUGCAUGGCAUAGCCCUGACUGCUAUGAUCCAGUGGUGCAACGCCUCGAAGCUGCAAACUACAAAACCGACAAGGUCUACUUGCCCUCAGUCGGUCCUGUCGAACAUCACUUGAGUUUUGAUGCAGAUGUUGCACAAAUUCGCACUCAUAUCGAAAGGGCAGCGGAAGCCGGGCAAGAAGUCGUCUUGAUCGUUCACUCUUACGGUGGCUUGCCUGCAAGCGAGGCAAUCAAAGGUCUAGAUAUCAAAACACGGCAGCAGAAUGGUCUGACUGGGGGUGUUUCUCAUCUAUUCUUCUGCACCUCCUUCGUCAUCAAGGAAGGAGAUUCCCUGAUCGGCGCUUUCGGUGGGAAUGACCUGCCAUGGUUUAUCGUCAGCGACGACAAGCUAGAAGUCAACCCUGCCAACCCGAAGAAAACCUUUUACCACGACUGUGAUGCCGUCCAGAUUGAGACUUCCAUUGCGGCCUUGAAGCCUCAUAGUUAUCAGACGCUCCACAGCCCUUGCACCUACGCUGCCUGGAAAGAUGUACCAAGUACCUAUCUGUACUGCACUGAGGAUGCUGCUAUUCCCCUGGUGGUCCAAAAGGGAAUGGUUGAAGGAACGGCAAAUGGAACUGGAAUGAGAACAGAGUCGGUGGACGCAUCGCACAGUCCAUUCCUCAGUAAGCCUGAUGAAGUCACCGCAGCGAUUCGGCGGGCUGCUGGGGAGGUGGUUUGA